Messenger RNA from Punctularia strigosozonata HHB-11173 SS5, 1534 nucleotides. Its product is annotated as MFS general substrate transporter. Gene Ontology annotation, molecular function: transmembrane transporter activity. Gene Ontology annotation, biological process: transmembrane transport. The record is from RefSeq and is a predicted model, not a curated record. The transcript is spliced from 20 exons. Gene Ontology annotation, cellular component: membrane. Lineage: Eukaryota; Fungi; Basidiomycota; Agaricomycetes; Corticiales; Punctulariaceae. Bases 17 to 1534 code for a protein of 505 amino acids.
CCCUUCCUCGACAAGCAUGGCCGUGGGCGUAGAAACCGGCGCAAAGUCGUCUCUCUCACAGCGCGACGAAAGUUCAAUCGUAGACGGAGAGAUCGAGAAGAUACAGCUGAACUGGACUGAAGAGGAAGAACGCGCGCUCGUACGCAAAGUUGACUGGCACAUCCUCCCAGGGUUGACGUUGCUUUACCUCCUUUCCUUCUUGGAUCGAAGCAAUGUCGGAAACGCUAAACUCGAAGGUCUGCUUGUGGAUAUCAACGCGACGGAUCCUGCCGCGUACAACACUGGUCUAGCUCUCUAUUUCCUCGGUUACGUCCUGUUCGAAGUUCCCGCCAAUAUCGUUCUCAAACGCCUCAACCCCAAAAUCUGGCUCCCGACGAUAACCGUUAGCUGGGGUAUCACAGCUACUCUGCAAGGAUUGGUUAGGUCCCAACCAGGAUUCUAUGCUGCACGUUUCUUCCUUGGGGUUGCCGAAGCGGGCCUAUUCCCUGGAACCAUCUUCGUCUUCUCGAUGUACUACAAACGACGAGAAAGACAUUGGCGCGUCGCCAUUUUCUUUGGUGGGGCGGCGCUCGCUGGAGCAUUUGGAGGUAUUCUAGCUUUCGCUAUUGCGAAAAUGGACGGCGUCGGCGGUCAACCCGGAUGGGCUUGGAUCUUCUACCUCGAGGGAAUCCUCACUACACUUGUUGGGCUAUCAGGAUACUACUGGGUACCCGGGUACCCGCACGACGCCAAGUUUCUCAGCAACAGGGAUCACCAAAUCCUCAUUGCGAGGCUGGCGGCUGACAGCGAUGCGGCGGAUCGCGAGCCCUUCCGUGCUGAAGGCGUCUUCAGCGCGUUCAGUGAUCACCUUGUGUGGGCAUAUGGUUUCCUAUUCCACGGCUUUGCGUUCCCCCUCUAUUCGCUUUCGCUGUUUCUUCCAACGAUUAUCGCCGGAUUGGGCUUCGCAUCGUGGAAAGCACAGCUUCUCACUGUGCCCACAUACUCGGCUGCCUUCGCCUUCAUCGUUCUGCUGGCCUGGCUCUCGCAUAGAAGCAACCGCAGGGCACCAUGGAUCGUAGCGUCCGGUUUCCUCGGCAUAAUCGGUUAUAUCGUCAUCCUCACCACGUCCACCGCCGGGAAACGCUACGUUGGGACCUACCUCUCGGUCAUGGGAAUCUAUGGCGCGAAUGCUCUCUUACUAUCGUGGCCGGCCGAGAACGUGUCUCCUCAGACGAAGCGAGCGACUGUAACUGCGAUGCAGAUCUUCGUCGGUGACAUCGGUGCUAUCGCCGGCGUCCUGAUCUACAGACCGAACCUAGCUCAGCAUUUCUACCGCAAACCUCACCUGAUUGCCAUCGGGUACACGCUCUUCGGUGUCCUCGCAGCGGGUUACCUCUGGUUCUGGAUGCGACAGUCGAACCGCCGCCGGGAUCUCCGACUGAGUCAGCUUGGGACCGAUGUAGAGGCAAAGGACAAGGUCAUCCAAGACAGUGCGACGUUCGUCAACGGCGUUCGACAAGGUGACCGGCACGUCGCGUAUCGAUACCAGCUAUGA